Messenger RNA from Dendronephthya gigantea, 833 nucleotides. RefSeq names its product antho-RFamide neuropeptides type 2-like. The transcript is spliced from 3 exons. Lineage: Eukaryota; Metazoa; Cnidaria; Anthozoa; Malacalcyonacea; Nephtheidae. The record is from RefSeq and is a predicted model, not a curated record. The coding region runs from base 92 to 631 and encodes 179 amino acids.
ACUGUGUUGUAAUCUAGCAAAGAAGAGACCAAGCAUUAAAUUUGCAGUAGUGUCGAACAAUUCGCAACUCGCAGAAAGCAAGAAUAUUGAAAUGUUCAGUAAAGCUAUAACAGUUUCUCUUCUUCUGUUCAUUGUGUGUGCCAUAUCAGUUCAUGGAAAACUCUUUCGGCUCAAUCCAGCUAAUGAUAUCACGCGAAAGACUGGUCUUGCUGAAUCUCCUGAUAGAAAACGGGGAUUAAUGGAGGACGUUCCUUCAAUGCAUGCUCCUUUUGGCCUAGAUAAGAAACGUGGUUCUAUGAUCCAGGGUCGUUUUGGCCUAGAUAAAGAACGUGGUUCUAUGGUCCAAGGUCGUUUUGGCCUAGAUAAGAAACGUGGUUCCAUGAUGCAGGGUCGUUUUGGCCUAGAUAAGGAACGUGGUUCUAUGAUCCAGGGUCGUUUUGGCCUAGAUAAGAAACGUGGUUCCAUGAUCCAGGGUCGUUUUGGCCUAGAUAAGAAACGUGGUUCUACGAUCCAGGGUCGUUUUGGCCUAGAUAAGGAACGUGGUUCCAUGAUCCAGGGUCGUUUUGGCCUAGAUAAGAAACGUGAUUCUAUGCAGGGUCGUUUUGGCCUAGCCAAGAAACGUGUUCUGUGAUCCAGGAUCGUUUUGCGAUGAGGGGAGUUUCGGCGAGUAACUUUUAUUAAAAUAGAUUUUGAAAACAAUUUUAAUUUGAACAAUAAUUAGUAUUCAAUUUAUUGUUAUUGUCAAGUAUUCAAGUUAUUGUGUUUACUAGGUAUACGUAAUGUUUACAACACUCGCGGCCGUGUAACGUUGUAUAAUUAAAUAUUAUUAUUAU